AUGCCCAGAGUAAUAGAAAAAGACAGUAUCAUCCUUCUCAAUUUGUUUGCUGAAUUUGUGGACAGUCGAAGCGAUGAAGUCCAGCUUCACCAUGACCAUCCACAAUUAGCCAAGGAGUAUGAUCGUCUACGCCAGGUCUUAUCACAUCCCCUCAAGGACUCGGCCGAACGAGCCACCAAGCUGUCCAACGUGAUUAAAUGGAAGCAAGAUGCUCCUAGACAGCUCGAUGCCUGCUUAGUCGAGAUCCGCAGCAAGACUGGAUAUGAAAACUUUCACUUAGAGCCCGCCUUUUCUGAUCCCAUAGCUCAAGCUGUUGAGGGUCCUAUCGUAACUAUCAACGUUACGGAAUUGGCUAGUGAUGCGAUCAUUCUGCUGAGUCAGGAGAUUCACGUUCUCAAUUUACCUGGAAUGCAUACUUCCAUUUCAUCUCAUUUUGGUCUAUCCACCCUCCUAGGGCGCUUUCGGAAUCUAGGUGACAGGGGUAGCCAUCGGGAUAUGCAAGGCGAGAUGGACACGCUGAACUCCGUCCCCGAACCGCUUCUGUCCUAUUAUCGCACCUCCUCCCUUGCCUGGUUGUGGGAAUGUUGUGUUUGUCCAGUACUAGGCAAAAUUGAGGCCCUAACUUCGUCGACCCCGAGUUCGGACUGUCCCUUGAAUCGCAUUUGGUGGAUCGGAACUGGAGUCGCCAGCUCCCUGCCAUUUCACGCCGUUGGACAUGGACCCGAGCAGCCCACUGAAAACACCAUGCACCGUGUGAUCUCCUCUUACACGCCUACCAUCAAGGCGCUCACCUAUUUUCGAUCCUGCCUGAAUAAAAUAACAGCUACAACCCUCAAUCAGGACGUUCAAUCCUCAAUCACCAUCGUGGCUAUGCCUACCACUCCGGCUGGGAGAUCACUUCCGGGAGUCUUUCAAGAGAUCGAAGUCAUUCAGAAGGCCGCUGCUGCUGUUUCUGCCGCAUACAAGGUCCAGGUAGAGCACCAACCGGGGGCUGAAGCCAUUCUAGAGGUCAUGAAGAAGCAUAAUAUCAUUCACUUUACCUGUCACGGAUCUUGUGACCCGGGCAACCCGUCCGAGAGCCAUCUUCUUCUCCAGCACCACAGCAACAGUGACAACCCAUCGUCGACUCCCGGUGUCGAGAGACUGACAGUCCAACAGAUCUCCGAUCAUGUCGCCAGUCAAGCGCGAAUCACAUUCUUGUCUGCUUGCUCAACAGCCCAGAUCACCGCAGAGAAGCUCACGUACGAAGCUAUUCACCUGGCUAGCGCUUUUCAGGUUGCUGUUGGACACCUGAUUGCGUCGAUGUGGUCAGCGAACGAUGAUGCUUGUCCGGAAGUCGCCCGACAUUUUUAUGGCCAGCUUCUGGCCCAGUUUCAGGAAGGCAGAAUCCCGUUCUCGAAUCGAUCAGUGGCCGAAGCCUUGCACAAUGCUGUAUGGCAUUAA
Aspergillus affinis is the source of this 1443-nucleotide messenger RNA. RefSeq names its product CHAT domain-containing protein. Lineage: Eukaryota; Fungi; Ascomycota; Eurotiomycetes; Eurotiales; Aspergillaceae. The record is from RefSeq and is a predicted model, not a curated record. The transcript has a single exon. The coding region runs from base 1 to 1443 and encodes 480 amino acids.